This is a messenger RNA of Cuscuta campestris, 2847 nucleotides long. The record is from the annotation of a GenBank genome assembly. Lineage: Eukaryota; Viridiplantae; Streptophyta; Magnoliopsida; Solanales; Convolvulaceae.
AGAAUUCCGUCGAUUUCCCCUGCUCGGUUCGUCGUUGUCGUCCAGCGGCUCCACUGCAGCACCGGCCGGCGAGCUCCGUCCCAGGGUAACCAGCGCCGGCGGCCAUUUCUCUCUCUUUCCUCCGGCGUGCGCGCGAGCCGCGACGAGGGCAGCGGCAGUUCUUCUCUCUCUCUUAUUCCAAGUUUCUUCGUAAUUGAGGUAAUUUGGCAUGCUGCAGAGCUUAAGGCCGGCGACUUGAGGAGGGACCUGCGACUCGGUCUUUUGAUUCUUCUCUUUUAGUGCCAAUCUGCGUCGCUGCUAUUCGCCUAAUCAGACAGCAGACCUUAGCUGACUGCUAUCUAGUGCGCCUCCUUCGUGCAGCUUCCCUGUGGCUCCAUCGACCGCCACCAGGUGGUACGUGGUGAGUGUUAGAGGAGGGCAUGGCAAAUAGCAAGUAUGAAUAUGUGAAGUCAUUUGAAGUUGAAGAUGAAGUCAUGAUACCCAACAUCAUAGUUGUGCACAUUGAUGGCCGCAAUUUUCAAAAGUUUUCAAAAUUUCAUGAGUUUGAAAAGCCAUAUGAUGCAAGGUCGUUGCAUUUAAUGAAUGCGUGCGCAACUGCACUCCUAGAAAAGUUCCCAGACAUCUCAUUUGCAUAUGGAUUCAGUGACGAGUUUAGUUUUGUCUUUAAGAAAGAGACCAAUUUCUACAAAAGGCGUGCCAGCAAAAUAUAUUCCCUUAUUGUGUCUUUCUUCACAUCUGUAUUUGUCACCAAAUGGAAGGACUUCUUUCCUCAAAUGGAGUUAAAGGCCCCUCCAUCAUUUCAAUCACGUGUGGUUUGUUGUGCAUCAAUAGAGGUUCUUCAAGCAUAUCUUGCUUGGAGACAAAAUGAGUGUCAUAUUAAAAAUCAGUACGCUACUUGUUUUUGGGAGCUGGUAAAGUGUGGAAAGUCUGAAAUGGAUGCCACAUCACUUCUUAAGGGAAGUCAGAAGCAGGAGAGAAAUGAAUUGCUUUUUCAACAGUUUGGUAUUAACUACAAAAAAGAUGUCAGGGAGAUAUUUCGUCAGGGAACAUGUGCUCUUCGGAAAGAGGUGGAAUGUAUUGAGAAAUACCAGCAAAAUGGUACUCCUGUUAAAAGGAAGAGGUGGAAAGUUAUUAUUGUUCAUUCAGAAAAUAUCUCUGCUGGAAGCUUCUGGAAUCAUCACCAGUAUCUUGUUGAACAUGUUGGUCUUUUUGGAGAAUGCAUUAAAAAUAUUAAACCCGAGUAUAUCAAAUCUUUCCAAUAUGAAGGCAAAUUGAUGCCCUCUACAUGGAUUGUUGUCCGAAUUGAUGGUUGCCACUUCCAUGGUAUUGGCAGGGCCUGCAACUGACCUGUAGUGUAUCAGCUGGGAAAGCCUUGAAUCCUUCAUUCAACUCCCACAUCAUUGCAAGGAGGUAGGUAAGCUUGCACUGCUGCUUGCUGACCCAUUUUUCUUCACAAAAGAGAUACAUGAAACACCAGAUGGACUCUUGAAUUCUCUGGCAACUGCACCUUAUAGAUUACUAGUUUGAUUCUUUGAAUGCAAAUGGGAAGAUGAAUUAGGAACGUCCGAACAUCCAAAAGAGUAAAUGGGAAGAUAAAAGGGGGAUGGAGGGAGCAUCAAACUUGCCAUUGAUUCAAACAUUGUGGAACUGACCAAUUCAAAUUACGUGUAAAGUGGUUUUGUGAUGAUCAUGAAUUUGACAAACCAAAUGAUGAGCAAGCUUUGAAACUAAUGAACUCUUGUGCGGUUGCAUUGGUGGAGGAAUUUAAAGAUAUAGUCUUUUCGUACGGGGUUAGCGACGAGUACAGCUUUGUUUUGAAGAAAGACUCCAUUCUCUAUGAAAGGCGUGCUAGUGAAAUAGUCUCUGCUAUUGUCUCUCUCUUCUCUUCUGUAUACAUCAUGCGGUGGAAGGAUAUUUUCCCCCAAAAAGAUUUGAGAUACCCACCAUACUUUGAUGGGCGUGCUGUUUGCUACCCGUCCUCUAAAAUUCUUCAAGAUUAUUUGGCUUGGAGGCAAGUUGACUGUCACAUUAACAAUCAGUACAACACAUGUUUUUGGACACUUGUCAAGUCCGGCAAGAGCGAAAUUGAGGCCCAGAAGCAACUUAAGGGUACGCAAACUCGGGAAAAAAAUGAUCUGCUCUCCAGAUAUGGCAUUGAUUAUCACAGUUUGCCAAUAAUUUUCCGUCAGGGGUCUUCUGUCUUCUGGGAUGUGGAGGGAAUAAAAGCAGCAUGCAGUCCCAACGGUGCAAUAGAAGAAUGUUAUAAGAAAGUUGUGGUUGAACAUUGUAAUAUAAUCGAACCAAAUUUUUGGAAAGAUCAUCCAACGAUACUUGAGGAGGAUGCCCAAUGACAAAGAAGGCUCUACAAAAUGAAAAAAACAAUCCUACAUUCGGCUGCCUAAACGCCGAGGUGUAUAAUUGGUGUUCCCAAACCCUUCGUAGACCGGGCGUGGCACAACUUUUCUUGAAAUGCAGAAAGCAUCCAAAGAAUCAAAUCAACAUUCCAUGGCCAGGGAAAAAACAUGAACCCAAAAAAUGUUCACAAUCUGGGGAAUGGCACAAGACUGCAAAGGGUAACAUGAUUUAUCUUGCACCAAAGACACAUAUACCCCAGACUUGACUCCAUUGUAGUUUGUUGUCUCAUCACAACUUAAUGUAUGGGCCAUUAAGUUUAUUGAUGAUAACAGUUCACCAUAAAAUCGUUUGGAAACGAGGAAAUUAACCUUUGGAAAAUGAGUUGUUUUCCUCAAGUUAUUUUCCAUUUUCUGUUGUUUGGUUUGAAGUCUGAUCGAGGAGAACCUGUUUCUGUUGGCUCAUUUUCCGGAAAAAGAAAUAUCCUCACAUCAC